AUUUUCAGAGUCUUUUAACUGAAUUUGAAUCCUGGCCAUUGCUAGUAGAGGGGGAUUGGAUGCUUCUGAGUGGUUAUGCGGAGGCUGGCUGCCUAACAAAUUUUUGUAUGGUGCUUAAAGAGGCACAUGACGGCAGCUGCAUCUUCAGACAACAGAGAUCAUUGUAGGGGGAAGGAAGACACUACCAGUUCAGUGCGGCACAGACACAAUGGGAUACUGGACUUGCAGUGAAGCGCUGGCAGUCUUUAUAUUAUUGACUUGGCUUGCAAUGAAUAUUUGCAUUUUUGUUGACACCUUCUUCUGGUUUGAAAAUAGCAAGGCUUAUAGUUACACUCGGGCGAUGCUUAGGUCAUCCCUUGCAUGGGCAAGAGCGUCAGCAGCAUGUCUAAAUUUUAACUGCAUGCUGAUUCUUUUACCUAUCAGCCGCAACUUUAUUUCUUUCCUAAGAAGAGCUUGCACAUGCUACAGAGGAAAAAUGAGACAACAACUUGACAAGAACCUUACUUUCCAUAGACUGGUGGCCUAUAUGAUUGUACUACAUUCUGGUAUCCAUAUCAUAGCCCACAUAUUCAACAUGGAAAGAUAUCAUCAAAGUCACAACAAAGAAGCAGGUGAACUGCUCAACAUGCUUUCCUGUAUUGGCAGCACUUCAAAUGAGAGUUAUUUAAACCCCAUCAGGACAUCCAGCACAGACACAACAAAGGAAAUACUCCUAACCAUAUCUGGGGCAACUGGCAUUGUUAUCACCUUGGCUUUAGUAAUCAUCGUGACUUCAUCAACAGACGUCAUUAAGCAGACAUCUUACGAAGUCUUUUGGUACUCUCAUCAUCUUUUCAUCGUUUUCUUUAUCGGCUUGGUCAUCCAUGGAGCAGGGAGGAUUGUCCGAGGCCUAACUCCUCAAAGUCUGUUGGUACAUAACAUCACAUACUGUAAGGACCAGUCCUCGAAAUGGGGGCAGAUACAAGAAUGCCCUAUUCCAGAAUUUGCUGGCAGCGAGCCUGGGACAUGGAAGUGGGUUCUGAGCCCAUUGUUGCUGUACAUUUGUGAAAGGAUUAUUAGAUGUUACCGAUCACAACAGGCAGUCAGCAUAACAAAGGUAGUGAAACAUCCUUCUAGAGUUAUAGAACUCCAGAUGAGAAAGUCUGGUUUCAGGAUGGAGCCUGGUCAGUAUGUCCUCCUGCAGUGCCCAUCUGUUUCUUACUUGGAAUGGCACCCUUUCACUCUGACGUCUUCACCAGAGGAAGACUACUUUAGUGUACAUGUCAGAGUAGUGGGAGAUUGGACAGCAGCAUUCUAUAAAACAUACGCAGCUGAUGACAAAGCAUUUGAUAACCCAUGCAAGUUACCAAGCAUCGCUGUAGAUGGGCCUUUUGGUUCUGCAAGUUCUGAUGUGUUUCUCUAUCAGGUCAGUGUAUGCAUUGCAGCUGGGAUAGGAGUAACGCCAUUUGCUUCUGUUCUGAAAUCCAUUUGGUACCAGUGCUGUAACUCUAAUACAACCAUGAAGCUGAAAAAAGUUUACUUCUUUUGGCUUUGUCGUAGUACUUACACUUUUGAAUGGUUUGCAGACCUGCUCCAUUCUUUGGAAGUACAAAUGUCUGAAGGAGGGAAGACUAAUUUCCUGAGUUAUCACAUUUUCCUCACUGGCUGGGAUGAAAGUCAGGCUGCCCAUAUUGUCCUGCACCACGAUGACAAGGCGGAUGUUAUUACUGGGCUGAAGCACAAGACAUUCUAUGGCAGACCAAACUGGAAUGCAGAAUUCAAGGAGCUGGUCCAAAACCAUACAGGCACUGAUAUUGGUGUUUUCUACUGUGGCCCAAAACCUCUGUCUACAAUCCUUCGGAAAUUGUGCAACAUGCAUUCAUCUCCUUAUCCCCAAGGUGUUCGCUUCCACUACAACAAAGAAAGCUACUGAGCAAUCAUAAGUGGUGUUUAUAAUGCUGGCAUCAACAUCUUUAGGAAGUAUUACACAUUACAAUGUCAUUUCAGCAAUUUAGAUACUAGUGUUACAGCAUUUCUGAAAUUAAACUAUCCACUUAUAAGGAGAGAUCUAAGAUGGCCACUGAGUAGCAGCUCCUUUCAGAUAUUCUGCAGAUAUUAAUAAAACUGGACAGCAAUUUUUUUAUUAAUUGGGUAAAAAUGAAGUUAGAUCAGUUCAAGAACAUAAUUAUACUGAUUUUUUUGUGACUGUACUAUUACAUAUCCAGCAAAUAAUAAGCUUGUACCAACAUAGAAAUGAGACUUUUCAAAUCUCAUCAAGGUACUUCUGUGAGGACAGAUAUACUUUACAGAAAUUAUCCUUGAAAAUAGAACAGUUCCAUAUUACAAUGUAUUUCAUAACUACAGUAAACAAGGAAUAAAUCUGUAGCCCAUAAUACAACAACAAGGUUGUUAGCACAGAGGACUAAGGCUAUGAGGUGUUAACAUGAUACUUCCUGUGGUAUAGGGUUUCAUUACCUCAGACUUCAUAUGCCUACUAUGUGAUCUUGAGCAAAUCACUUAACAAGACAAUGUUUUGGUAAUUUGGACUGGGCUCCUUAAUGGUCUCCUGGACUGCAUGCCUAGUAACUACCUAGCAAUGUCAAAUAAAGGACAAAGACAUUGUUAUCUGACACUCGUGACAGGGUAAAAGUUGGGUAGAGACAAUCCACUUUCAUUGUGGAACAGUAUACACAUUUGCUAAAUAAACUACAAGGGAUAAGAGAAGUCACUUGAGUAAUUGUGGGUUUCCAGGAAAAACUUUUGCGUAGCAGUCUAUUUUCUUUCUUAAUUACCUGGUUUCCAAGAAAUGUAAUGUUGCAAGAAGGUCUUUUAUUUAACAUAGAUCACUUCUGAACCCCCUUACUAAACCAGGAACAUUUCCAAAGUCUGUAAUUGUUAAACUUACUUCUUAUUUGAGAAAACAACUAAUUUUAAAACAGAUGGGCCUUACCUCCUCCAUCAAAGUGGAUAUAAUAAUAAUAAUAUCAGAUUGAUUGACAAUUCCGCCAAAACAAUAGACAAAAAAAGAAAAAUCAGUUGUCCUUUGGCUAAAGCCCUCAAAAACUCAUCUCCUUUACUUUACACAACUAAAAUAUUUCUGGCUAAUUACACAAGGAUCUUUAAAUUAAUUGAGAAAGCUGUUGCAUAUGCCAAAAUAUCAUAGGAUUAUGUGACCAUAGGAGGUUACUAGGUUAAUGGCCCUAGGGCUCUUUCAAGUCUAGCCUAGUUUAACCCUUGUUUCCAUGAUUAGCAUCUAUCUCUCCUGUCCAAGAGGGACACAGGUGGAACA
Molecule: messenger RNA, 3268 nt
Organism: Protopterus annectens (West African lungfish)
Lineage: Eukaryota; Metazoa; Chordata; Ceratodontiformes; Protopteridae
Gene: NOX3
Product: NADPH oxidase 3
Exons: 14
Coding region: 209-1912 (567 amino acids)
Biological process (GO): superoxide anion generation; defense response
Cellular component (GO): plasma membrane; NADPH oxidase complex
Molecular function (GO): superoxide-generating NAD(P)H oxidase activity
Source: RefSeq, a predicted model, not a curated record